GAUAACCCCCUGACCCCGAUUUGACGUUCCUACACAAAUUUUCGACAUGAAACGUUACAAGUAACACGUAACAUCUUUGUUCCUUAAAACCAGAGUUCUCAAGACGCAGUGAAGCAAGUAGAAGACAACUUCAAGAUCUAUCAGACAUGGCAGAAGCGUCGGCAGCGUCUACAACUACCGAGGUAGAGGUGGAAGGAGAAAGACAUGAAGACCAGGUCAGACUAAGACUGAAGAAACCACACACUGAUAAGAAGGUGAAGUGGGAAGAAGGCACAGUGGACAACGAGCAUAUGGAUAAGAAGAAAUCCAAGUGUUGCUGUAUCUACCACAAACCCCGCAAGUUUGGUGAGAGUUCGUCAGAAAGUGAAGGUGAUGAUGAUGAUUGUCUGUUCCACCACCACGGCCACCGCAGCAGGAGAAAACACCAUCAUCAUCAUCACGAUCAGGAGAACAAGGAUCCCGCAGAUGGAUCAGAACCAGGGCCUUCCGGUGUGGAACCAAGCUAAAACACAUGUAGAUUGUGCAGAAGUCAAGUAAACUCCUAUAUUCUGUACUAAAGAUUGUGAUUCAACCAGCAGUAAAAGUUUGGUACAGUGUACAUGUAUUUAUUAUGAGGUACACAUUGUGAAUAGAAGUUGAUUGGAUUGCAAGAUUUUGUGAUGCUCAAAUGAACUUGUAUGUAAUGUUGAAAAGAACGUAUAUAUCUAAGUGACAGUCACAUGCUAAGUGUUGAUGCAUCAUUGACACACAAGACAAAGAAUGAUAAAAAUAGUAUAGUUUUAUUAAGUUGCAUCUCCUGUAUUUGUAUCUUUUUUGUGUCAAAUUUUCUUGUUAAGCCUCAUCAUAUCCAACAAAAAUAGACUAUACAUGUCAUUUGGCCAUUACACUAUGGUGGAAGACUGUGUGUGGAUUACCGGUAUGUAGAAGGCCCACUUUAGGAGAUUUUAUGUACAAGGCCCAUUGCAUAAGUUCAUAAUAAACCUGUUUUAUCUCUCUG
Molecule: messenger RNA, 997 nt
Organism: Branchiostoma belcheri (Belcher's lancelet)
Lineage: Eukaryota; Metazoa; Chordata; Leptocardii; Amphioxiformes; Branchiostomatidae
Product: protein phosphatase 1 regulatory subunit 11-like
Exons: 4
Coding region: 147-506 (119 amino acids)
Cellular component (GO): nucleus
Molecular function (GO): protein serine/threonine phosphatase inhibitor activity; protein phosphatase 1 binding
Source: RefSeq, a predicted model, not a curated record